Molecule: messenger RNA, 557 nt
Organism: Dentiscutata heterogama
Lineage: Eukaryota; Fungi; Glomeromycota; Glomeromycetes; Diversisporales; Gigasporaceae
Source: the annotation of a GenBank genome assembly
AAGAAGAAAGUAAUUAUCUGAAAAGCCCUGAUAUUGUCCUAAAAGAUGAACAUAAAACUUUCAAAUUUCAUAUAAUUAAAGAAGAUGUAUAUCCACCAAAGAAUAAACUUAAAUAUACUCAGCACCCUGCAAAGUAUCCUAUACCCCAUAAUUAUGUUGUUCGAACCAUGUAUUCAAAAAAAAAAUAUAUUGUUGAGUGCUUGAUAGUUUAUAUUGAUGAUAAACUAUUAUAUCAAAUAUACUUUGGAGAGUAUUUAGACAAGCUUGUAGAGUUGGAUCAGUCAACUUCACAUGCUGCACAAUUAUAUUGUGAGGCUUUGGUUAAAGAUAUUCAAAACAAUAAACAAGUAGAAUCCAAAAGCAGACUCUCUGAACCCCUUCUUUUUGGCUUAUGCUAUAAAAGUGUAGAGGCAGUUUGUAAAAUAGUAACAUCAAAUGAGUUAGAAGUAUAUAGGUCUUUGGCUAGACUUGAUGAAAUGCUAAUUAGAGCUGGAGCAGUUUAUAAUAUGAGACAAGAAAUAACAAAUAGAGUAAAUGAAAAAAUUCCUAUUAGUUUA